Messenger RNA from Dromiciops gliroides (monito del monte), 6337 nucleotides. RefSeq names its product zinc finger protein 260-like. Gene Ontology annotation, biological process: regulation of transcription by RNA polymerase II. Bases 540 to 2927 code for a protein of 795 amino acids. Lineage: Eukaryota; Metazoa; Chordata; Mammalia; Microbiotheria; Microbiotheriidae. The transcript has 4 exons. The record is from RefSeq and is a predicted model, not a curated record. Gene Ontology annotation, molecular function: RNA polymerase II cis-regulatory region sequence-specific DNA binding; DNA-binding transcription factor activity, RNA polymerase II-specific.
GAGCGGCCAAGGAGUUGCACUAGGCGUUGGGGCUCGCAGCGGACCCACGUGACUGGGACACUUCCUUUACCCUCUUCGCGUCCCGAACCAUAGAGAUGGGGCGGCCUCCGGGUAGCCUAGAGUGGCCCCCGAAAGUGCACUUGGCCGGGGGCGGGGGUGGGGGGGGUAAAGGCUCAAACUCACGAGUGAGCGGGGGUACUUCCUAGCUAUACCCCUCGCUGGGUGCACAUGGUUCGCGGCCGCACGUCCUGAGUGGGACUAGCGACGGCCGUGGGUUUAAGCCCGGCGCGAUCCGAGGGCGAUAGCUGCCCUCCCCCACGGCUGUCAGGAGUUGUCAGCGGUGCCUCCUCCCGCGUGGGUUUCCUCCUUGAGGGGGGGUCCCUCGUCCCCCACUACCCGUGUGUGACGUGUAGGGAUUGGGACAUUAGCAAGGCCUCCUAUCGUGGAUCCCCUCCUUCUAGAGUUGGGGUCCUGGCAUCAGAAAGAGAAGGAGCAGUAAGCAGCACCAGGCAGAACCUCCCAGGGUCAGAGGCAGUGGGAUGGCAGCCACUGGGGCCUACCGACCCCAACAGGUGUGGAGUCCUGCCCCUGGCCCUGAGACGCUGGCCCUGAUGGAGCAGCCUGCUCCAAGGACCCUCUUCUUCCCCGCUGUGAAGGUGAAGCCAGAAGGGAUGACCCAGGACCUGCCACCCCAGGCAGAGAAGGGUGGUCAGGACAAGACAGGGAAUGAAGAGAAAACUUUGAAGCAUGAAACUGUAGACAGCAGUGAUCAGCUUUUUCAAGCAGAGGAAAAACCAGACAUGCUUAAUGAAUAUGGAAACUCUUUUAGCCUGAAUGAAGAGACGACUCUGAAACAAAGAAUCCUACAUCAUAACAAUCAGCUCUUCUUCCAGACAGAGGAAAAAUCAAACCUGCUUAAUGAAUAUGAAGAUUUUUUCAGUGGCCAGAACUCAGCCUUAGUUGGAUUUAAUGUAUUCCAAACUGAGGCACUAUAUGACUGUCAGAAGUGUGGAGAACACUUUGUUACCAUGUCCCACCUCACUCAGCACCAGAGCAUUCACACUGGACCAGGGCGCUAUGUGUGUUAUGAAUGUGGAAAAAGGUUUACCCGAAGUUAUCACCUCAUCCGACAUCAGGUUAUUCAUACUGGAGAGAGACCUUUUUCAUGUAAAGAGUGUGGGAAGACUUUCAAGAGAAAAUCAACCCUCACUGAACACCUGAGAAUUCACACUGGAGAGAAACCUUAUAGAUGUAACAAAUGUGGGAGAGCCUUCAGUCAAAGCAAAGACCUCUUAGAACAUCAGAAAAUGCACACUGUUGAAAAACCUUACAAAUGUGAUGACUGUGAGAAGGCUUUUAGUACCAGCUCAAGCCUCCUUCAGCAUCAGCUUAUCCAUACAGGAGAAAAACCCUACAAAUGUAGUGAAUGUGGGAAAGCCUUCAGAAAUAGUUCAAGCCUCCUUCGACAUCAGUUCAUCCACACAGGAGAAGAGCUCUACAAAUGUGAUGAAUGUGGGAAAACUUUGAGUAAUCGCUCAAGCCUUUUCCAGCACUUAAAAAUUCAUUCUGGAGAGAAACCCUAUCAUUGUAAUGAAUGUGGGAAAGGCUUCAUUCGUAACUCAUACCUUAUCGAACAUCAGAGGAUUCACACAGGGGAGAAACCCUAUGCAUGUAAGGAAUGUGGAAAGACCUUCCGACGUUCCUGGUACCUCACAGAACAUCAGAGAAGCCAUGCCCCAGAAAGAGCAUAUAGAUGCACUGAGUGUGGGAAAGCCUUCAGAGACAGUUCAUGUCACUUCCAUCAUCAAAAACUCCACACAGGAGAAAAACCCUUUGGCUGUAGUGAAUGUGGUAUGACUUUUGGGCGCAAGUCACGGCUUCUGGACCAUCAGAGAAUCCACACUGGUGAAAAACCCUAUGAAUGUGAAAAAUGUGUGAAGAGUUUUAGCCACCGUUCUCAACUUCUUGAACAUAUGAGAACUCAUACUGGAGAGAAGCCUUAUGAGUGCAAUAAAUGUGGGAAAUCGUUUACCAGGAAUUCUGGCUUUAUACGUCAUCAGAAAAUCCACACUGGGGAGAGGCCCUAUGAAUGUAACCAAUGUGGCAAAUGUUUUAGCAAUAGUUCAUUUCUUAUUGAGCAUGAAAGAAUCCAUACCACAGAAAAACCUUACAAAUGUGAUGAAUGUGGGAAAGCUUUCUGUAAGAAAUCAUACCUCACUGGACAUCAGAUCACUCACACCAAAGAGAAACCCUAUGAAUGUAAUGAAUGUGGGAAAUCCUACAAUCGACGUUUCCGUCUUAUUGAGCACCAGAGAAUUCACACUGGAGAGAAACCUUAUGAAUGUGGUGAAUGUGGGCGAUCAUUUAGUCGAAGUGCACUUCUUAUUGGACAUCAGAUAAUUCACACCAAAGAGAAGCCCUAUGUAUGUAAUGAAUGUGGGAAAGCUUUUAGUCUGAGAAAACAUCUUGUUCAACAUCAGAGUAUCCAUAAUGAUGAGAAACCUUAUGAAUGCAAUGAAUGCGGGAAAGCCUUUAGGCACAAAUCUACAUUUCGUGACCAUCAGAAAGUUCACACUGGUGAUAAACCCUGUAAAUGCAAUGAAUGUGGGAAAUCCUUCAAUCGGACCUUUCAUCUUAUUGAACACCAGCGGAUUCAUACUAAGGAGAAACCCUAUGAAUGUAAUGAGUGUGGGAAGUGUUUCAGUCGAAGCUCAGUAUUUACUCAGCACCAGAAAAUUCAUAGUGAAGAUCAUAAACCCUUUGAAUGUAAUGAAUGUGGGAAAUCUUUCACUCGAAAUUCAGUUUUUAUUAAACACCAGAAAAUUCACAUUAAAGAGAACAAACUCAAUGAAUAUGGAAAAUCCUUCAGUCAAAACUCAGUCUAUAUUCAACAGCAGGAAAUGCAUACUAAAGAGAAUCUAGAUUAAUGAAGAGGGGUUUUUUGGGAUGUUGCAGUUUUUUCAGUAUUGAAUUUUAUAUUUAGGUAGAGAUGGUGAUGGUGAGGAAAGCCUUUGUCAGACCUCAAGCUUUAUUCAGCACAAAUGGGUUUACUAGGAAGCAAACCAGCGAUUCAGUAGACGGAAAUAGAAAUUAUAAUUAAACUUAUCAAAGACUGCUAUCUUUUGGGGAAUGAUCUGUCUUGAGAGGGCAGUUCUAUGGAGUCAAAAAUACAGGGAACUUCCAUAGGACUGAUUACAGCUUUGAUAGUGUGGGGGAAAUGUAAAGUAUCAGCAAACUCUGUGACCAAACCUGGAAGGACUUCACCCCAUUUUCUGUAUACCAAGUGAGCUAACAUUCAGCAAUGUAGAGUAGUAAGAACUAGGUUAUCACAUGUUACCAACUCAGCAAAAGCUUAAUGCUGGGAAAAUAGUCCCUGUCCUUUAAAAAGUUUCAUUGCUGCCUUUUCCUUUUUUCAUCUCCGUGGAAUGGUAGAUCUUCUUCCUCCGUUUUUACCCCUGUAGAAUCCUCCCUUACAGCAGAAACAGUCAAGCAAAUUAGGCUUACAAAAUGACAGUGUCUGAUCAUUGAGGCAAUAUUCUGUACCUAUCACCACUCUCCACUUCCUUCUAGAGAGGAGGGAAGUAUUUCCUACUCUUUUCGCCAAGAUCAAGGUUAGUCAUUGUGGAUCAGCUGUCCCUUAGGACCAAUCUGUUUAUCUUCUUUUCAUCAUUGUGUGUACUAUCUGCCUGGUUCUGCUUUCUGCCUUUGCAGUAGUUUAUGCAGGGCAAAAAAUACUGGAUUUGGAGUUAAGGGACGUGAGUUUAAAUUCUCCUUUGCGGCUUACUAUCUGUGUGUUGAUACAUCACUAACUUUCUGGAUCUUAUUUUCCUCAUCUGCAAAAUGAGGAGACUGAACUAUAUAGUUUCUGCAGUCUCUUCUGGCUCUAAAGCCUAUGAUUUUAAAUCUUUUUGUUUCUUUGAAUUUUUCAUAUUCAUGAUUUCUUAUAGCACAAUGAUAUUCCAUUAUUUAUGUUCCACAAUUUAGUCAUUUCAUAAUGGAUGGAUAGCUUUUCUUCUCCUACUACUAAGUACUAGAAAAUGAUAUGAACUUCUUGGUAUAUGUGGGCCAAUUCUGUUAUUGAUCCCCUUGGACAUAUGCCCAGUCAUGGGAUCAGUAAAUCACGAUGUGGUUGGUAACUUUUCUCCUGUAAUUCCUAACAGAUUGUCGAAAUCUUAGACAUUUUCUGCCUCUCCAUACCCUGUCUUAAAUGGUCUAUUUCCUCUCACAUUUGCCUAUCAAAUAGAUAUGGUAAAGUGUGAGUUGUUUAAAUGGUAUGUCUCUCAUAUGGUGGUUUAUCCUUUCCAUUUAUUUUGAAUAUUUUGUUAUUGACUACUUACCUCUUUGGGCAUGACUCAGUUUUAUAUAUGUGUCAGUUACUUCCAUCUUGGAUAUUAGAUUCAUGAAAGGUAAUUGAUGUAAAGAUUUUCUCCAUUUCACCAUAUCUUCUGAUUUUUAUAUUUGUUCAAAAACAUUCUAAUCUUAUGUCAUCAAAAUUGUCUUAAUUUGUCUCAUGGACUCUCAGUUUUUUGUUUUUGUUUCCUCAUCCAGAGAUAUUGUAAGAUGAUGAUCUAAUCAUAACUUCUUUGAGCAGGGAGUUCUUACAUAAUUGUAUUAACUAAUCCCUCAGACCUCGAAGAAUCCGGCAUCAGAGAGAACAGAUAUAAUUUGAGAAUAGAAACAUCAGGGCUAGUUUAGCAGGAAAUCAUAGCCCAGCUGCUUCCCUGCUCCUCAGUCAAGAACAAAUUGAUUUGACUAAUAAAUGCAUAUUUAACCAGAAAUGCAUGUUGCAUUGAAUAGGAUUUACUGAUCAGAUUUCUUCCUCCUCUCCCCAGAAUAGUUUGUGGUGUAGAUGUAGUUUCCACUGUUGCUGAGGGCAUGAUAGAAUGAGGAUGUAAGAAGUCAACUCUUGGAAGCCACCCAGCCCUGACCAAAUCUGUCUGAUACCUUGGGUUCAAGAUUGGAUUAAGAUGAAGUACUUAUAGAAUACUUAACAGUUAAUAAAAGGAGGCUUAUUUAGCCAUAACUGGGAAAGGGUGUUCAGAGAGGGGAAGGAAUUUUCAACAAGAAAACAUAUACUGUAUCCUAUUGAGCAUAGCUUUUCUCCCCUAUCCACUCACCAGCUGGAGCAUCAUGUCAGAUACUUGGUUCAUUUGCUUGAACUUUAGUUCCCUGGGCCAAGUUGUAAGGGUGGUUCUAAUAUCUAUUAAAGAAAAUAAUGGAGGGCAGCUAGGUGGUGCAGUAGAUAAAGCACUGUCUCUGGAGUCAGGAGGACCUGAGUUCAAAUCCAGCCUCAGACACUUGACACUUACUAGCUGUGUGACCCUGGGCUAGUCACUUAACCCUCAUUGCCCUGCAAAGAAAAAAAAAAAAAGAAAAGAAUGGCCUACCCUGUGUGAGGUGGAACCUUACAAGAUAGCUGCCACCUGUAAGGAUUUAAUUGUAAUUUGAGGUUUCUCUGACCCCAUCUUUAGCUAAAAUUAGAAACCCUGAGGCAUACCCUGGCCGGCCUCAGGCACUGCCCUCUCCGCUCCAGCAAGGUGCUCCAUCCAUGGCACUGUAGCUCAUGUCAUCACCUCGUGUUGACGCCUACAUGGGCCUGGCCAAAUUAUAAUGAGGGAAAGCCCUGCCAUGAUUAGAAGCCCAGUGAGGGCAGUCAGGUGACCUUUGGUGUCCACCAGCCACCUGUUGAUUCUGUCACUCAGGGCUGCCAGCCAAUUAGCUUGGGGCUGCGUGUAUGUGGACCUUGUUUCCUGUGGAAGAGUGGCCUUUGGGAUAGAGAGAAGGGAGGAGUCAGCUCACUGGUGGGUGCAAGGGAGAGGGUUAGACACGGCGCAGCUGAGUUUGGUUGGUGUGAUUGCGGGUCGUAUUGUUUUCCUUCCCCUAUUCCCUUUUCCUUUGUUCCUAGUUCUAUUAACCUUACUUGUGUUUUAAAUUUGUUCCCGUUAAUAAACCCCGUUUUGUUUUUUGAAAGAGGCUGUUAAUCUCUUUUCUUACCCCAACAUUACGGCAAGCUAUCCAAUUAGUUCUCCCCGUAUUAAAUUUGGCCCUUACAUACCACAGCUCUCAAGUAUCAAAAUACUAAGCUAGAGUACUGGUUGAUUAUUUCUAAUAUUUCAAAACACUAUACAAUGCUUUGAGAAACUUCAGCUCCUUAGGCAAACAAGGGAUCAAAUUCAACUGUACAAGAUGUUACAACUCAGUUGAGGACUGAAUGCUGUAAAUGGAAACAGUUUUUGAGAGGGGUCAACAAUAUGAAGUUGUUUUCUUUUUUAACUUCUCCAAAGGAAAUAGGGAAUGGCUUCUUCACAAAUGACCUCAUCUGUGAGAUGAAUUCAGA